Molecule: messenger RNA, 1776 nt
Organism: Urocitellus parryii (Arctic ground squirrel)
Lineage: Eukaryota; Metazoa; Chordata; Mammalia; Rodentia; Sciuridae
Source: RefSeq, a predicted model, not a curated record
AUGGCGACAAAGGUGUCCCAAGAUGGAGGCGACCACUUUCAGAGAUGGGGUGGUGAAGACAGGCCAUUUGAUGAUAUUGUUUUGUUAGRUAUCUUAGCUGCAAGGAAGGAUCCACGUGGAUUAUCUGGAGAAGUUUUAGUAAAUGGAGCACCUCGGAAUGCCAAUUUCCCAUGUGAGUCUGGUUAUGUGGCACAAGAUGGUGUUGGGAUGGGCACCCUGACAGUGAGAGAAAAUUUACAGUUCGCAGCGGCUCUUCGGCUUCCAACAACUAUGACAAAUCAUGAAAAAAAUGAGAGGAUCAACAAACUCAUUCAAGAUUUAGGUCUGAGUAAAGUGACUGAUAUUAAGAUUGGAACCCAGUUUGUAUCUACAGGAGAAAGAAAAAGGACCAGCAUAGCAAUGGAGCUGAUCACGGAUCCUCCCAUCUUGUUCCUGGAUGAGCCCACAGCUGGUUUAGACUCCAGMACAGCAAGUGCUGUCCUUUUGCUCCUGAAAAGCAUUUCUGAGCAGGGAAGAACAAUCAUCUUCACCAUUCAUCAGCCUCGCUACUCCAUCUUCAAGCUGUUUGACAGCCUCACCUUAUUGGCCUCAGGAAAACUCCUGUACCAUGGUCCUGCCCAGAAGGCUCUGGAGUACUUCCAAUCAGCAGGUUACCAGUGUGAGCCCUACAACAAUCCUGCAUACUUCUUUUUGGACGUCAUUAAUAGAGACUCCUCUGCUAUAGUGUUAAAUAGAAAGGAAGAGGACUCUGAAGCUAAUGGGGCCGAACAGUUUUCCAAGAGAGAAAAGCUAGUCGCAGACACAUUAGCUGAAUUUUAUGCCAACUCCUCCUUCUACAGAAACACAAAAGCUAGAUUACAGGAGCUCUCAGAUGGUCAGAAGAGGAGCUCAGGCUUUAAGGAGAUCACUCAUGUCACCUCCUUCUGCCAUCAGUUCAGAUGGAUUCUCUGGCGUGCAUUCAGAAACUAUCUAGGUUUCCCCUCAGUCACUAUUCCUCAGAUGUUUGGCAUAGCCAUUCUGGGAUUGAUUGUAGGUGCCACAUUCCUUGUGCUAAAAAAUGAUUGUACUGAAAUCCAGAAUAGAGCCUGGGCACUCUACGUGCUGGUUGUCGUCCAGUGUUUAAGCAGUGUGACAGCUGGGGAGAUCUUUGAGCUCCAGAAGAAAAUUUUCAAACACGAGUACCUCAGUGGAUACUACAGAGUGUUGCCUUAUUUCCUUGGGGAACUGUUAUCUGAAUUAAUACCCCGGAGGUUGUUUCCAACUAUUAUAUUUACUUCUAUACUAUACUUCAUGUUAUGGUUGAAACCAGAUGUGGGGGCUUUCUUCAUGUCGAUGAUUAUUGUUUUGCUGGUGGCUUAUGCCACCGGUACCAUGGCAAUGAUCCUGGGAGCAGGGGAGAAGGCGAUGGAAAUAAAGACAUUUCUUGUGACUGUCUAUUUUGUGUUUAUGAUGGUUUUGUUGGGUAUUUCAGUGAAUUUUGGAACCAUGACACCUUGGCUAUCCUGGCUUGAAUACUUGAGUAUUCCUCAUUAUGGCUAUAUGGCUUUGCAACAUAAUGAAUUUUUGGGACAAAACUUCUGUCCAGGACUCAGUACAACCGAAAGCAGUGGCUGUAUCAGCUAUGUGAUAUGUACUGGUGAAGAAUUCUUGACAAUCCAAGGCAUCGAUCUCUCACCUUGGGGCUUGUGGAACAAACUCUUGAGUUUGACUUGUCUGAUUUUUAUUUUCCUCAUAAUUACCUACCUAAAACUGGUAUUUCUCAAAAAAUAUUCUUAA